This is a messenger RNA of Paramisgurnus dabryanus, 3529 nucleotides long. RefSeq lists its product as uncharacterized. The record is from RefSeq and is a predicted model, not a curated record. Lineage: Eukaryota; Metazoa; Chordata; Actinopteri; Cypriniformes; Cobitidae. Gene Ontology annotation, biological process: regulation of transcription by RNA polymerase II. Gene Ontology annotation, molecular function: RNA polymerase II cis-regulatory region sequence-specific DNA binding; DNA-binding transcription factor activity, RNA polymerase II-specific.
AUUCACACGGGUUAGAUAUAGAUGGAAGUAUAUUGUCAUGGGAUACAUUUCAAAGGCAAAAUAUUCCAAAGCGGAAAAAUUCAGGAUCUACAAAAGAAAUCAGCAGCCAGGGACUUUCUUUUUUUUUUUUGCAGCCAGGGACUUUCUCCGGUCAAAUCGCGCUGCUGUGACGCAAUCGGUCUCAAAAUACGUCCUUAGAAGGUCGCAGCCUUUUAAUUGGGACACAGCCAGUAGGUGGCGGUAUGUGCUUAGUUCACCAGUCCGCCAGAAAACGAAAGAAGAAGAAGAAGAGAAGCUCACAGUCAAGUCGAGCAGCAAUGUUCAUCAUGAGAGAUGAGAUGGAUGUGAUGUGCUGUAAAUCAGUAGGAACUGAUCUGUCUAUGCUGGAUAUUGAUGAUUUAAUGACAGAAAUCUCUCAGCUGAAGAAAGAGGUGGCGUUACUGGAGUCAAAGCUCAGACAGAGAGAUGAACUCAACACAAAGGACGUAUCUGGUGUCUCUCUCUGUGGCUUCACUGAUCAAACAUCUACAGAGCUUCUGGUUUCUGUCUGUAAUGGUGAAGACCAGAAGACAUCAGUGAAUCUGCUGGACUGUGGGAUGGAAGUGAAAGAAGAAGUCACAGAAGAACAGAUAGAUGAAGGUGGUUUGAUUUAUUCAGACCUGACGGAGGUCAAACAAGAAGUCACAGAAGCAAAAGAACAGACAGAUGAAGAUCUGAUAGUGAAGAAGGAAAGUUCACAACUCAAUAUAAUGGAGGAGACACCUCAUCAUUUCAUACCCAAGGAAGAAUCUCAGAGCUGCUUAAUAAUUGAGAAGAAUUUGUCACCAGAAAAGAGCAACAAGCAAAAAACAACAACAGCCAAGGAUCCUCUUGUGUGUCCUCAGUGCGGAAAGACUUUCAGCUGUAAUUCUAAACUUAAAAGGCACAUGAGUAUUCACACUGGAGAAGCCGCUCACACGUGUGCUCAUUGUGAAAAGAGCUUUAAAAGUAAAUACUAUCUUAAUGUGCACACAAGAAGACUUCACACUAGAGAAAAGCCUCACCAUGGAGAUACACCUUACAGAUGUGAUCAGUGUGGAAAGAGCUUUACAAGUAAAUGCUAUCUUAAUCUGCACACAAGAAGACUUCACACUGUAGUAAAGCCUCACAGAUGCGAUCAGUGCGGAAAGGCCUACAUUCGUAAGUGUGAACUUACCAUCCACAUGAGAGUUCACACUGGAGGUAAACCGUACAGCUGUGAUCAGUGUGGAAGGAGCUUCAGUCGUAAAACCAACCUUAAAGAGCACAUGGGCACUCACAUUGCAGAAAAGCCUUUUAGAUGUGAAAAGUGUGGAAAGAGCUUUGGUCGUAGGUCAUACUUUAAUGUGCACAUGAGAAAUCAUACAGGAGAAAAACCUUACAGCUGUGAUCAGUGUGGAAAGAGCUAUAUUCGCAAAUCUAGUCUUAAUGUGCACAUGAAAAUUCACACUAGAGAAAAGCCUCAGAUGUGAUCAGAAGAGGUGUAACGGUUCUCGAUAAAAAUCAGAACAGUGCCGUUCACCUACCUAGGGUCAGUACGUGGUUCAACCGCGGUACUGCAACGCAUCUAUAAUGAAAGUUUCGGUGAAGCAACGAAAACAGCUGAAGCUCUGUUAACCACUGCACGUGACUGUUCUGUUUCUUGUGUCUCACAUCCUUUAGGGGGUGUGUACACAAAAGCAUUUAAACGUGGUUGAAAACGGCAGGCAGACACAGACUGUUGUCGUUGCCAGCUUUUUUUUAGCUGAGCACUUUGUUUGCUAUGAUGCAUCUGCUUCGUUUGUCAGUCAUUGAACGAGGCAAUGGUUGAUUGUUGUGAUAUUUAUCCUGCCCCCACUGUGAUUGGACGCCCAGGGGGGAAGUGACAUUGAUGAGCUAAGCAUUUCCCCCGAAGUUGAACAUUUUUCAACUGUCGGUGCUCAGCACAGAAAAACCGUCGAGUGCAGGCGCUCAGUGCGAUCAAAACCCACCAGCUCCUAUUAGAAACAAUUGAAACAUACGUUGGCGUAAACGCCUUUGUGUGCAUGCCCCCUUACAGUAGUAAAGCUGUCCAGUAAAUUCAGUAUUCAAAACAAAACUGCGGACAUUGUUCUGCGCAAAUCCCGCUUGCAACUGUAUAACAUUAGACAUAAAUUACAAGUUACGAGUUAAUGCGCACACAUGGGAAAUACAUUGACAUUUUCAAUUUCUAACAUACCCAGGGAUCUCACAGCUUUCUGGAAUACCCCCCAGUGUGGUCCUGUAGACAAUACGCAGUCUCUCUCUCUCUCUCUCUCUCUCUCUCUCUCUCUCUCUCUCUCUCUCUCGUAUGUAUGUAUGUAUGUAUGUAUGUAUGUAUGUAAAUUACUGAACUGUGUGUGUAAAGAUUACAGAAUAGGAUUUAGUUAUAAAAGGUAAAGUGACAAACGAAUUUGCACUUUGUACGGGGCCAGUGUGGGUGACUUUGAGGAUAAAGUUUGCAGGGUAAUGGAUGAAAAUUUAAAAUUCAUGAAAAUAGAUAUUAAUAUAUCAGUACGAAUAUUUCAUAAGCAGAGCUUUUGAGGAAUUACAUGAAAAUCUUUAUUUGUCACAUUGUAAUAAUGUAUUACAAUUUUUUUCUGUUUAUCCACAGUUUCAGAUUAUUUUUGGUGGAAAAAUAAAAUAAACAAUGCUGAAAAAAAUGUGAUUUUUUUUUUAACACAAUAUUUUAUUAUAAUUUGAAGUAGUGUAAAGGCCUAAUGGUCGAGGAGCAGAAGUCGCAGCUUGCAACUGUUAGUAUAAAAUCUAAUUUAUUCAUAUUAACAGCAUUAUAACAUCUUUUGUACCUACAAUUUCUUAACUUCAAGUUUAAAUACUUAACUUUUUAUUCCAACCAACAUUAUGAGAUAACUAAGUAUUUUAGGUGUAUUUUUAGAGUGGUUACUCUUUCAAUUCUUAAAUGUAAAAUAGCUUACAACUUUUUAUACUUACUAUCCACUUAACUACUUAACUAGACCACUUAAGCUGUUUAAUGUAGUUGAUGAGUGUUUAACACACUUUGUGUAGUAGUUUAUGUAGUUGUUGAGUCUUUCGCCCUCUGGAGAAAUUUAAAUGCGCUUAUAACGGUCAUGGUUAACGGUCGAGGGGCAGAAGUCGCAGCUUGCAGCUGUUAAUAUUAUAUAUAAUUUACUCAAAUGAACAGCACUAUAACAUCUUAUGUGCCAACAAUUUCUGCACUUCAUGUUUUAAUACUUAACUUUUAAUGUAAUCCAGCAUUAUCAGGUAAAUAUAGUAUUUUAGACGACUGUUACCUCACGCUUGUAAAACCGGUGAGUAAUUCUCAUUUCUUGAAUGUUAAAUCCUAUAGGCUACUGACUAAUAAAGAUAAACGCGUUUAUCUUAGUUAUUUAUUUAAUAAUAAAGAAAUUGACUAUAAAUUAUUUGAAUGAAUAAGCCAAAUAACUUUGUCAAUUUAAAGAUGAAACGUGAACCCUGUGAUCUUUCACUUAUCUGACUGGAGUUUUGAUGUGUAAUGUGUUGUGUGCAACUCACC